AGUUUUGGGCGCUGAGGUCUACAGCCCGCGCGGAGCAGAGCCCGGCAUCCGCUCACACUGCCACGGAGGCGGCGGAGGACCACUUAGCCUGGACAAGGCAUAAAGAGCCGAGGGCUGCGGCGGGUGAGCUCAAGUUCCUAGGACCCUUCCCAGCUCCGGCUGGAAACUUCUCAGGAGGGUCCAGGCAGCCCGGGCUAGUCAGCGUUCUGCGGAGCAGCGCCCGGCGGGCGGGAAGAUGAUGAUGAUGUCGCUGAACAGCAAGCAGGCAUUCAGCAUGCCGCACGCCGGCAGCCUGCACGUGGAGCCCAAGUACUCCGCACUGCACAGCGCCUCUCCCGGCUCCUCUGCGCCCGCGCCGCCCACGGCCAGCUCCCCCAGCAGCUCGAGUAAUGCUGGCGGCGGUGGCGGCGGCGGAGGCGGCGGAGGCCGGAGCAGCAGCUCUAGCAGCAGUGGCAGCAGCGGCAGUGGCGGCGGGGGCUCGGAGGCGAUGCGGAGAGCCUGUCUUCCAACCCCACCGAGCAAUAUAUUCGGCGGGCUGGAUGAGAGUUUGCUGGCCCGUGCCGAGGCUCUGGCGGCCGUGGACAUCGUCUCCCAGAGCAAGAGCCACCACCACCAUCCGCCCCACCACAGCCCCUUCAAGCCAGACGCCACCUACCACACCAUGAACACCAUACCAUGCACGUCGGCCGCCUCCUCCUCCUCCGUGCCCAUCUCGCACCCGUCUGCGCUGGCGGGCACACACCACCACCAUCACCAUCAUCACCACCAUCACCACCAGCCGCACCAGGCGCUGGAGGGCGAGCUGCUGGAACAUCUGAGUCCUGGGCUGGCGCUAGGCGCGAUGGCGGGCCCCGACGGUGCCGUGGUGUCCACGCCGGCUCACGCGCCGCACAUGGCCACGAUGAACCCCAUGCACCAAGCAGCGCUCAGCAUGGCCCACGCGCACGGGCUGCCCUCGCACAUGGGCUGCAUGAGCGACGUGGACGCCGACCCGCGGGACCUGGAGGCUUUCGCCGAGCGCUUCAAGCAGCGACGCAUCAAGCUGGGGGUGACCCAGGCAGACGUGGGCUCCGCUCUAGCUAACCUCAAGAUCCCCGGCGUGGGAUCGCUUAGCCAGAGCACUAUCUGCAGAUUUGAGUCCCUCACACUGUCGCACAACAACAUGAUAGCGCUCAAACCCAUCCUGCAGGCGUGGCUGGAGGAGGCCGAGAAGUCCCAUCGCGAGAAGCUUACCAAGCCGGAGCUCUUCAACGGCGCGGAGAAGAAGCGCAAGCGCACGUCCAUCGCGGCGCCGGAGAAGCGCUCGCUGGAAGCGUACUUUGCCAUCCAGCCACGGCCCUCGUCCGAGAAGAUCGCCGCCAUAGCCGAGAAGCUAGACCUUAAGAAAAAUGUGGUGCGCGUCUGGUUCUGCAACCAGAGGCAGAAACAGAAAAGAAUGAAAUAUUCCGCCGGCAUUUAGGAGACCUUUCGCCCUCCAGGGACGGGCCCUCCUGGUCCCCUUUCCCCCCCUCCUCUUUCCUGUCUCUUUCCACUUUUGGCCACCAGAAACAAUUCCGGUAAAUGUGAAUCCAGACAAAUUGAGAAUCCAAGAGGGAGCGAGAGAACGAGCAGCUGAGCCCAAGCCGGUAAGAAUGUGAAACGGUUUCUCAAAGGAAAGAAAAACAAAAGAUGGGAUUUGUCAGUUGUAGCAAAGUUGUCCCCUUUUAUCCCCACCUGGGCUUCGGCUUCUUCAGAGGAAGUGUGGCUGUUUGCAGGAAGUCAGGCGAGACAGCCCUUAAAAGUCCACAGAAUGAUCAAGUAAGAUUUGUUUUUAUUCCUACAGACAUCACCAUUAUUCAAGUUCAAAAGUACACUUUGCAGCUAUUUUUCAGAAAUAGAAAUUGAUUUAGGACUAAAACUUUAAACUAGAGUUGAUGCUUAAUGUGAUAGAGACAUCUCUAAAAUAUUUUGAAUUAAAAAAAGAUGGCAGAUUUUCUGCAUUUACACUGUAUAAUAUAUAUAUAUUUUUAUUGUGGUUCUUACCUCCCCCUUUCCUGCUCUGAAGUGUUAAUGCUUAAGAAAGGAGUUACGCCUGCUGUGUACACUGAUCUUGAAAGCUAUUAUUAGAUUAUUGCAGAACAACCCUCUGUAAAUUAUUAAUUUAUCUCUCUAGCAACUUAAUUUUGUGCACAUUCUAAUUAAUUAAACUUCUUUAGUCUAACGAAAGGGGAAACGUAUAGCUAGUGAUGUUCAAAAAAAUUUGUUUGAUGAGUUUACUGAAUUUUUACAGCUUUCCUCUUAUACUGUGUUCCUUUUGGCUCAUUUGUAUAUUCUCACUUUGAAUGAAGAUUGUUUUGCUUUGUUUUUUACUGGUAGUGUUCUGAUUUGUGAGUCCACACACUCAGUAAUGGAUGUCUUAAUCGUGUAGACCUGAUUCACUGUCCAAAAGUAUUGUUUACUUUGUUACAUAUUUAAUGGGGAUUCCCACACUGUCCCCUCAUGAGCUCUCUCACUCACCCUUACACACACACACACACACACACACAACAGAAGAGAAGAAGCAACUGGAAGCAUGAAUGAUGCAUCAUUUUCUAGCUUUAGGUGCAUUUGCCACUUGGUUUUUGCCCUUCCAGAUUUUAAGAUUUCACCAAGAUAUUUCAAUCUUCCAGGUUCAAUUGCUUUGUUGGCUACAUCUUAAUAUUUAUAGGAAUCUGUCAGUUUUUCCUUUUGGAGGUUUGUUGUAGAAAAACUAAUUUGAACUAUAAGAAAGACAGUGCACUGCUUGUAAAUUCACAUUGUUUGGACGAAUUCUUUUGGAACAACAAAAAUAGGUACUUGAUGGCUGGUACCUUAUCUAUUGUAAAUAUUUCAUUCAAAAUGAUGCACAUAUAGAUAUAUUCUUACAAAUUUUGCUGUAUUGCUGUUCCAUUUGAGGUUCUCCAAAGUCUUGAGUUCUGUAUAUGACCUGGUUUCAUGUUUUUGUUAAUAGAUGGUUUAUUUCCUAUAGUAAUGUAUAAUGUUAUUUUUGGUGUUGUUUGAUUGUCUUACAUUGAAGAGAUAAUUUUAAUGUUUUAUUGGCAAAGUAUGCUGCUUUUUCAUUGAAAUAUGCUAUUAAAAUUAAAUGUCUUUUAAAA
Messenger RNA from Nycticebus coucang (slow loris), 3113 nucleotides. It is a transcript of the gene POU4F2, whose product is annotated as POU class 4 homeobox 2. Bases 236 to 1459 code for a protein of 407 amino acids. The transcript is spliced from 2 exons. Lineage: Eukaryota; Metazoa; Chordata; Mammalia; Primates; Lorisidae. Gene Ontology annotation, molecular function: RNA polymerase II cis-regulatory region sequence-specific DNA binding; DNA-binding transcription factor activity, RNA polymerase II-specific. The record is from RefSeq and is a predicted model, not a curated record. Gene Ontology annotation, biological process: regulation of transcription by RNA polymerase II.